Molecule: messenger RNA, 708 nt
Organism: Tuber melanosporum (Perigord truffle)
Lineage: Eukaryota; Fungi; Ascomycota; Pezizomycetes; Pezizales; Tuberaceae
Exons: 3
Coding region: 1-708 (235 amino acids)
Source: RefSeq, a predicted model, not a curated record
AUGUCAGACUCCUACCGUCCUUCCAACUCCCCCCUGACAAAUGGGCAUCACCACCGCCACCGCCCAACCUCCACCCUUCCACCACCGCACCCAUCCCUACCUCCCGCACCAAUCCUCUCCGAGGAAGCGAAAUCCACAAUUGAUCUUCUCAAAACAACCUACAAAAAGCGCGGUCAUUUCGACUCUUUGCGAAAAGAUAUCUACCAAUCUUUUACCGAUAGCGACACAAAGCUCCACUUCCUAACCGCCCUCGAGAAAAUCGCUAGUGCAGAGAUCGAGCGCGACCCAAGUUUGCUUGCGAGGGAUAAGAAGAAAGCGGCGGAAUUGAUCGAAGCUACGGUUUUACGGGGGGAUACGUAUUCUAAUGUAGAGAAGGCAGUGGAAGAACUACUUGCCGCCCGGAGGGCCGAGAUUGAAGGGAUGCUGAGGGGGAUCAUGGAGGAGCAGGGGCUUUUGCCGAGGGAUGAAGAAGAGGAGAGAAGUGAGAAGGAGGGGAAGGAUAGGGAUGGGGAUGCGGAUAUGGCCCUCUACGAGUAUGGUAUCAUACCGGCACUCGAGGAAAGCGAAAGGGAGUGCUGGAUCUUCCCCAAGCCAAACCUCCAAGCACAACUGCAACAGCACCCUCACUCAAACUUAAACGACGCCAACUUGCCAUACGAAGAUGACGACAGCAGCCAGUCCGAAGGAACCUCUUGUGAGAUUAAUUAA